GUUGUGACCAGAAACGCCUUUUCUCAAUAUUUUCAUCUGUGGCAAGAGCACACAAAAAAGUCAGCAUGAGUACUGCAGGCAAAGUUAUCAGAUGCAGAGCAGCUGUACUCUGGAAGUCUGGUGCACCAUUUUCCAUUGAGGAGGUGGAAGUGGCCCCACCAAAGGAAAAGGAAGUUCGUAUAAAGAUCGUGGCCACAGGACUCUGUGGUACAGAGAUGAAAAUGUUGGCACGCACAGACAUUCCUGGCUUAUAUCCCAUCAUUAUGGGCCACGAAGGGGCUGGAAUAGUUGAGAGUGUGGGAGAAGGAGUGAACACAGUGAAGCCAGGUGAUAAAGUUAUCAUUCUUUUUUUACCACAAUGUGGAGAAUGUUCCUCUUGCUUGAAUUCUGGGGAGAAUUAUUGUAUAAAAUUUAAACAGUCCAAAACCUCGCUGAUGUCUGAUGGUACCAGUAGGUUUACCUGCAAGGGAAAAUCAGUUAAGCAGUUAUCUGCCACAGGCACCUUCACUGAGUACACAGUGGUAAGGGAAGACUCCAUUGCCAAGAUCGAUGCAAUUGCACCUCUGGAGAAAGUAUGCCUAAUUAGCUGUGGGUUCUCCACUGGCUUUGGUGCUGCAAUCAAUACAGCCAAGGUGACUCCAGGUUCCACCUGUGCUGUGUUUGGCCUUGGAGGGGUUGGCCUGUCUGUCAUCAUGGGCUGUAAGGCAGCUGGAGCAGCCAGGAUCAUUGGAGUGGACAUCAACAAAGACAAAUUUAAGAAGGCAGAGGAAGUGGGUGCCACUGAGUGCAUCAGCCCACAGGACUUCAAGAAACCCAUACAAGAAGUUCUAUUUGAAAUGACAGGUGCCGGUGUCGAAUUUUGCUUUGAAGUCAUUGGAAAUCCAGACACUGUGGCAGCUGCCGUGGCCUCCUGCAAUGAGAGCCAUGGGGUAUGCGUGGUUGUAGGAUAUUUGUCUACUACCGAUCAAGUCAGGAUCAACGGCAAUUUGUUCUUCUCAGGGCGUACCUUGAAGGGGUCUGUCUUUGGAGGCUGGAAGAGCAGAGAACAUGUCCCUAAACUGGUUUCUGAUUAUAUAGAAAAGAAGUUUAAUCUCGAACCACUAAUUACCCAUACUUUGAACCUUGAUAAAAUAAAUGAAGCAAGUGAGUUAAUGAAGACUGGAAAAUGUAUCCGCUGUGUCCUGUUACCUUAAGUACAACGUACUUUCUGAAAGAGCUGCAGUAUCUUUCUCCAACUGAAUUGCAUUCACUAUGAUUAUCAUGAUUAGAAGAAUUAUCAGCACAAUAUUUUAUUGUUUCUGAUUCACUCGACAGUGGUCUCAUAUCUGGAUUCUGCUCUCAGCAUAAAGGUUCAUAAAGGUUGUUUUAUGUAACCCUAUGUCACUAAGGAUCAUCCUAUCUUUUAGAACCAGAUUGUCUGGUUAAGUUAUGCAAUUGCAGACUCUUGAGACAUCAACAACUUUGUUCCAAGAUGCUCCCAUUUUCAUGGUUGCCUAAACUUUGGGGCCUAAAUUUCCUUGUACACUGCUGUACUAUACUAUGCAGGACUAGACAUGCAGUUCUUCUGAUUUUAUACCAAAGAAACAAAACUCCCAGUCGAGUUUAUUGAAAACUCAGAUUGACCUGAAUCAGGUUAACCAACUUGCAAACCAUCACCAAGGAGACUACACAUAUCUCCUCAAUUCUUACCUCUUCUCUCCUGGAUAGCCAAAGGAACUUCAAAUUCCUUUGCAACUGGCAAGAAAAAUGUAGCUCCCAGCAGUUCAUAUUACCUUGCUUCCUAACUAAGGCAUCUAGGAAUUCAGAAGAAGACAAAUGGGGAUAUGGGAUACUGUUUUAUUCAUCAAGAUCCACACUCUGUAGGAGGCAGUUGUGGCCUUAAAUAAAGCUAUGCCUCAUUCCACUCUUCACAGAAAAGGCAGAUGAUUAUAGUUGUUCUUAUUAAUGUUUACCAUAGAAUCUUACCUCCAAGAAGAGGCUCAGGGGAAAACAAGACCCAAUACUGGUUUACAAUCAGUAUCCUUCUACCCAGACCAUGUAACUUUUUGCCCAAAGUCCCUUAAUUGUCCUGGAACUUGGAUUAAGGUGAAUGGCUCUCUUAGGAAAUCCCUUCCUUCCCCAUCUCCAUUACUUUUUUAAAUUGUAGAUACAGAGAGUCUUUAAAAAACAACCUGGUGUUAACAUGGAAAUGGCAUAGAAAAUUAAUUAAUUUGAAAAAAAAAUUAUGUAGGAUCUCUGUCUUUAAUGUGCUGUACAUUGCUAUUUAAUGCUAUAAUUAGUAAUCCAAUGGUAGUUUAUUCACUUUACGUUGCUAUGUGGGCAAAAUGUUGAAA
Molecule: messenger RNA, 2333 nt
Organism: Lepus europaeus (European hare)
Lineage: Eukaryota; Metazoa; Chordata; Mammalia; Lagomorpha; Leporidae
Product: alcohol dehydrogenase 6-like
Exons: 9
Coding region: 66-1193 (375 amino acids)
Biological process (GO): retinol metabolic process; retinoic acid metabolic process
Cellular component (GO): cytosol
Molecular function (GO): all-trans-retinol dehydrogenase (NAD+) activity; zinc ion binding
Source: RefSeq, a predicted model, not a curated record